AUGGCGCCCACAGAAUCUAGUCAGCGGCUCGACGCUGAAGCUCUUUUCGACUCGGUUGGUCAGGCCUACGAAUCAGCCUUCGCCGACUGCUCAGCGCAGAGAGCCUCGGUCACCUGGCUUCUCGAGCGUCUUCCUCCUCAAGCCUCACUGGCCAUAUCGUGCUGCGACUCGCAACGUUCCAGAAGCAUCAUUCGAGAAGAUCGACAUCAAAGACUUCGAGCCGCCAAUGGAAAACAGUAUGAUGCGAUCACAGUCUACUUCAGUAUGAUUGCGAGUGUCACGCAGGAGCAGAUUCGGGAGUCCAUCGCGAAGAUCUACUCGUGGCUCAAGCCGGACGGACUAUUUAUCUUCGCUACGGUCCCUAUCAGUGGCGAGAACAUGGAUAUAGCCUGGAUGGGCCGUCCGAUUGUGGCGAGCAGUCUGAGCUCGGAGGAGGUGCUUGAAGUCAUGAAAGCGGCCAAGUUUGAGGUGCUGAAGGUUGAGAACAGUAAGUACCUGCCACGGGCAGCUCAGGCUGGGAUUUGCAAAGAAGAAGAUGUUUGGGAGGAGGAGCAUCUGUUUGUGUAUGCGAGGAAGUGA
Molecule: messenger RNA, 579 nt
Organism: Exophiala viscosa
Lineage: Eukaryota; Fungi; Ascomycota; Eurotiomycetes; Chaetothyriales; Herpotrichiellaceae
Exons: 2
Coding region: 1-579 (192 amino acids)
Source: RefSeq, a predicted model, not a curated record